AGAUGCUUUCCAAAUUCAGGAUAUCCGCAAUCUUUACCGUCGUACCAUGAUCGUCUCAGAGGUUUAAAUCUUCAAAGUUUGAAAUAUAGACGGAUUGUAAGCGACCUAGUGCUUUGUUUUCGAAUCUUGCGAUUAGAAACAAAACUUAGAGCUAGCAAAUACUGGGUUUUCAAACCUUGCAGUCAGAGAACAGGUCACGUUAUAUGCUUUUGCUGUGGUUCUACGCAUUAAUGUGUUCGUUCGGUGUUCCCUGGGUUCUAGACUGCGGUUGUUUUAUAUCAUGGUCAGCGCUACAAUGGUUUGCAAAUGUUUGUGUUGGCUAAUGUCGGAGCAAAAAAUACAAGAAGAUAACUAGAGAUGAGAUUUUUUUUAACAAGUCGA
Messenger RNA from Cylicocyclus nassatus, 381 nucleotides. Lineage: Eukaryota; Metazoa; Nematoda; Chromadorea; Rhabditida; Strongylidae. The record is from the annotation of a GenBank genome assembly.